Molecule: messenger RNA, 174 nt
Organism: Perkinsus marinus ATCC 50983
Lineage: Eukaryota; Perkinsozoa; Perkinsida; Perkinsidae
Exons: 3
Coding region: 1-174 (57 amino acids)
Source: RefSeq, a predicted model, not a curated record
AUGUCUGAUAAAAUAACUUCGUUGUUGGACGACCUAUGGACGUCGCUGAAUGCUACUGCCCUAGACGGAGGGCGGAUCGAGAUACCAAGCGUCCUAUUAUCCGGCGGACCUGCGACUAUAAUAGAGGCUAUUGAAUGGCGAGUGGAUUGGCCGGUCAAGAAACUCCAUUAUUAA